UCCUCUCCUCUUUUCUUCUCUACUGUCCCGGUUCUCCAGAUUUGAGGCUUGUCAUGACUAGCAGGGGGACAGUGUCUCUCUCUGUGUGUGUGUGUGUGUGUGUGUGUGUGUGUGUUAAUAUUUGAUUUGAGGGAAGAGAGCAGAGAACUGGUACCAUUUUGCCGUGCAGAGAUGUUUUGCAACACCAAGUGCAACACAUCUUUCGCUUCUUCUGCUUUUUAGCAUGUGGCUUUGAGGGCGUCUGGAGGAAACUGUUGCAUUUGCAAACACACACUGACAAAAAAAGUGCAGCAGCAAUGGAGGUCUUGGUGCUGAUCGACUUCGAGGGGACGAUGGGGGACGAGAUGACGGUGCGUGCGGGAGAUGUGGUGAAGAACGUCACCAAGGCCCGGGAGGACGGCUGGCUGCAGGGGGAACUCGGGGGUCAAAAAGGGAUCUUUCCGGCCAACUUUGUCAAGGAAGUGCCAGUGUAUUUAAUUGGAGACAGCAACAGGGAGCCAAGAAGCAUGAGGAAAUCCAAAAUGGUGAAGGCACCCUCUAGAAAAUGUGAGGUGACAUUUGCAUAUGCUCCAGAGCAUGAGGACGAGCUUGAGCUGGUUGUUGGGGAGACUGUUGAAAUCCUCAGAGAGAUUGAGGAUGGCUGGUGGAUGGGAAAGAAAAAUGGCAAGAUUGGAGCGUUCCCUUCAAAUUUUGUCAGAGAGAUUUUUGUCAGUCCAAAAGAUGCCAAGGUGACGGAGGGGAAGGGCCGGCCCAAGCUCUCUGACGCCAUGUUUAACAACAAAGAGGUCGGACUGAAAUCUUCUUUUUCUCUUUGUCACUGUGCCAACACAGAAAAGGAAAGGUGCCAGGUCAUGUUUGACUAUGCUGCUUUUGCCGAGGAUGAGUUGGACAUGAAGAAAGGAGACAUUAUCACUGUCAUCUCCAAGGAUACUGGAGAUGAUGGCUGGUGGGAAGGGGAGCUGAAUGGACGACGGGGCUUUUUCCCUGACAACUUCGUCAUGGUGAUCCCAGAGAACGCCCUCCAAGCUGGUAACACUAGUAAGCCUCCAGCCCGGCAGCCCACGAUUUCAGUCAAACCAGAAAUGGAGAAAACUACACCUGACCCUACUCUUAGGAAAGAGUCAAAAGAUGACAAGCCCGACAUGAGAAGUGAGCCUCCCACCAAAAUCAAACUGCCUGGACUUCAGGGCUUACCUGGACGCAAAGCGCCGCCGCCACCUCCUGUAAAAGACAAGCCCCACUACAUACCCAAGAUCAACGGCGAGCAGAGCGCAGAGCAGGAGAAAGAGAAGGAGUCCGAACAGUUUGACGCAGUGGACGUGGCUUCGGAAAAACUGAGCCACCCCACAGCCAACAGAGCCAAACCACCUGGGAGAAGGCCACCCUCCACGCUCGCCGUCCACACUCCAGGGGACAAGGGAGAUGUUGAUGAGUCAAAGAAAAAGCUGCCAUCACCUAAGGUCACAGAGAACCAUUUACCAACCCCCGGAAAGACGGAACUUCCACACAAGCCGGCAAUAUCACCUCCACACCCGCUGGUUCUCCCCAAGGUCCUGCCUGACCUGAAGCCAGUUGUAGCCCAGGAGAAGAGCUCGUCUAUGGAUGACCUGCUGGCUGAGGUCCGGGAGCUGAAGAUGACCCUGGAUCAGUUCAAGACUCGUCAUGAAAAUGACAUUAAAGAACUGAAAGAUGAACUGAGAGAGGAGAGGAACAAGCGAACACAAUUAGAGGAAGAGGUACAGGCUCUGAGGAGUCGCCACUAGAAGGACCAGGAAGUAUAGCUUGUCACUCAGACACACUGGACAAAAGUUACACUGAUCUAUGAUCUCCUGCAUCUGAGAAAUUCCACACACACACACACACACACACACACACACACACACACACACACACACACACACACACACACACACACACACAUACACAGGAACCUGACAGUUCUCAAGAGUCCCUGUAUAUACACAGACACACACACACACACACACACACACACACACACAAAACAUGUGUUGCACACCCACAUGGUAUGGCUACUGAGAAGCAGGCACCAUCUUACUUCCCAGAGGACUGUAAGUGUAACAGUAUUGUACAAUAUAGAUCAAAUAUAUUUACAGAUUAGUACAGGGUGAGGAUGUUUUGUGGUGUUUGCUUUUAAUGUCUACUGUUGUUAUGUACCAGUGCUCUGUGGGAACGUUUUAUACUUUCUAUCUUGGGUCUAUUGUGUCUGUUGUGAAUGAAUCUUUUGUUGCACUGUUUGAGUUCUUUACGAGGUCUGGUAGAUCAAAUAUUUUCAUAACCUUUUGACAAAGACCAGAGGUUUUAUCACAGAGAUAAAGUGAUAUGGCCACAAAGGGCAGUCAGGUGAGUUGAUUGUUUUUAAUCCCCAGAUACUUUGCGUAUACAGGCCUACGGCCACAAGCCCUCUGUAUAGCAUGUAGGACUAUGUAUUAAAAAACAAAAUGUAAAUUUGAA
This is a messenger RNA of Alosa alosa (allis shad), 2472 nucleotides long. RefSeq names its product SH3 domain containing 21 (gene mnmip1). Gene Ontology annotation, molecular function: protein binding. The record is from RefSeq and is a predicted model, not a curated record. NCBI's taxonomy places the organism in Eukaryota, Metazoa, Chordata, Actinopteri, Clupeiformes, Clupeidae. The transcript has 16 exons. Bases 297 to 1763 code for a protein of 488 amino acids.